Phalacrocorax carbo (great cormorant) is the source of this 2933-nucleotide messenger RNA. NCBI's taxonomy places the organism in Eukaryota, Metazoa, Chordata, Aves, Suliformes, Phalacrocoracidae. The record is from RefSeq and is a predicted model, not a curated record.
GGCGGUGGAAGAAGCGGGUGAGGGAGCGCGGCCGCGGCGGACGUUGUGGGAAAAAGGAGGAAACAACCAAUCUGUCAGAGAAUGUGAAUGAAGAGAGGUGAUCAGCUUUCUGUAGUUUCUGCAUAGAAAUAAAUUUUAGAAGUACUAUGGAACGUCUGCAGCCCUCUGGGUUUGGAAGGCGUAAAUCCAAGUUUGGAAAGGCUUUUUCCAUUCCAAAUGAUUUGCUGGCUUAAGCGCUUAAUUAGGAUGGCUUUUGAACAAGUUGGAUUAAACAUGGAAUCAGUGCUUUGGUCAAGCAAGCCUUAUGGUUCAUCUCGAAGUAUUGUACGGAAAAUUGGUACUAACCUCUCUCUUAUACAGUGUCCAAGAGUUCAGUUUCAGCUUACUUCUCAUGACACAGAAGGAAACCAUCCUAAUCAAUUUAAAGAAGAUGCAGUGGCCUCCUUUGCGGAUGUGGGAUGGGUUGCUCGAGAAGAAGGUGAAGUCUCUACAAGGCUCAGGUCAGAAGUUUGGUCAAAAUCAGCCCAGCCUCUUUCAGGUGAACUACAUCAUUCUGGAAAGUCCCCAUGCAGACAGAUGUCCUUACAAAACCCAUUGGAAGAAGAACCAGUGUCCAGGAGCGUAGUGACUGCAAAUGAAGAAGCUCUGCAGAAGAUCAGUGCUCUAGAAAAUGAACUAGCCACUUUAAGAGCACAAAUAGCCAAAAUCGUCAUCUUGCAAGAACAACAGAACCUGACAGCAGUUGGGUCAAGUCCAGUUGCUUCGGCUGCUGUCCCUGUUGCACCUCCGCCACCGCCACCUCCUCCUCCACCACCGCUCCCUCCCCCAGGCCUACAACAGGGUGUGUCUGCAAUUGAGCUCAUUAAGGAAAGGAAAAACAAAAAAAUGAACUCUGGACAGAAUCUGACAGAAAAUGGGCCAAAGAAGUUUGAAAUACCAAACAUGCUAGAAAUCCUCAAAGACAUGAACAGUGUGAAACUACGCUCAGUGAAAAGAUCAUCAGAAGGUACAAAAUCUAAAGUGCCUGACCCUACGGAUCCUGCAGCAUUAAUAGCAGAAGCACUCAAAAAGAAAUUUGCAUAUCGAUACCAAAAUGACAGCCAAAGUGAAACAGAAAAAGUUAUUCCAAAGACUGAAAAAAAGACAAAGACUGAGGCAGUGCUGAGCGAGCUACCGUUAGUCAGAGCUGCUCCAGCAGAGGGUCAGCUGCUCAUCUCAGCCGAUUGCUGACACAAGUUUGGACCACACAUGCUGAAGUCUACAGGAAAAAUGAAGACUUUAAUUGAAAAAUCGUAAUCUAUUAAGAUCACUGCGCGCAGACUUAAGCUGUUUUAUCUGAAAUCUUUUAUGUUGGAAAUAGCACUAGUACUGAGCGGUCUCUUACAACACAGAAAAAAACCUAAUGUGAACUGUAGAACUGAGGCACUAAACAUGUUUGUGUGUCAUUUACCAAGGGGAAUAAAUUUGACCAUUAUUCUCAGGUAUUAAUUUUGUAUUCAAACCUGGCUUUCUACUCAGACUUCUGUGGUGGUUUUAGUUUAUUAACACUAAGUUAUAUAUACAACAUUCUUUGUGCAUAACUGACCACCUUAAAAAUUUGCGUACAUGUUAGUAAUGAUAGCGAUACACCCUUAAGUUAAUAUCAGUUAUUUGAGCUCUAACUAAAACUUGCACUACAAUGUCUAGUUUGAUACUGAAUUUUUCACAUCAAAGUCUUUCUUUUAAACUUAAUUUUAGCAAAUUUUUAGCCCAAGGAAAACCUGAAUGCAUUCUGCUUCCUACUGAAAGAACAUGAAAACUUAAAUCUGCUGCAGAGGUCAGCUGGUAUGAGACAUUUUCAGUAGUAGCACAUUUUUGUGCAGGGUGGGUUUGUUUGUUUUAAAUGAGCUUGCAAGGGUAAGAGAGCAAAACCUACUUAUAUCAUCCUGUGGCCAACAUAAAGAGUGCACGACAAGUGAGUAAAUCAUGCUGCGUCCGCCUCUGAAUAGGUAGUCCAGUAAAUUUGAAAAUACCAGUAGAUAGCAGCAGAAUAAAAUAAAAAAUGUCAGAGUAUGUGUUAUCUAGCGUAGAAGUGGUGUAGAUAGGAAAAAAGGUACAGAGUACUGUGGGGUGCAAGUUGCCAAAAGUAUAUUGCUCAUCUCAGCUGUGCUAAGGGAUGUUUGUGGACACCUUUUUUAUCCCCAGCUGCCUCGGGUCCCUGCAUAGGUUUCUAGCAGCUGGGGACUACACCAGCCCUCGUGGCCCUGUUUGCAGGGAAGAGAUGGUGUAAGCUGUUGCACAUACCCUGUCUUCCAGGGGAAGCCCUUCUGCGGUCAGCCCCUAGCAGCUGUUUGCUGCCAGACCUGUACAGAGCUAGUUCAUUAACCAGCCACCUGAGCUCAUGUCUCCAGCUGCAGGUGGAGAAAGGGCUCAAGCUAAAAAUAAAAUUCAGGUUGAAAAAAAAGCUCUUCAGGAACCAGAGAACUACAACUUAGCUGCAUGCUUAAACGAACCCAAGGUUUGCUCUGACUGUAGAUGAGCGGAGAAAAAGCUGAGCUGGGUAUUUCAGUGUUCUAAGUUGAUCUGGCUGCUGGAACAAGUGCCUCUUAGAGCUUCUGUUUUCUAGGAAAAGGAAAAAGCAGCACUUCUUAAAGACAGGUGAACAGCUCUGACCAGGGUUACUGAAGACAACUGAAGCUUUGCUGCUUAUAACUGGAAUGUAGACUGUAUGAUGGAGGAGGAUGUUUUCUGGUAUGAAACUUGAAAUGGUGUUAAUAUGUACACAAUGUAACUUCCUUCCAACACACACUGCCAUCAGUCACGCUGAUAGGCCGUUAAAUCUGUGUGUUCUUUUAAAUGCCUUUGAAACACCUUUUUGAAAGUUAAUUUUGGUUUCAAGUUUUGUAUUUAAUGUUCUAUUGCCACUAUAUAAAAUUAAAAGCAGUUAAAAUAAA